AUGCAGGCAGAGGAGCCAGUGCUGUCUGCUCCUAAUGGCUCACGUCUGACCGCCGCCCUGUCACAUGGCAUCUGCAGACGCCGCCGCGCCACGCCGCACGCCUCUCCAGGAGCUGCAGCUGACAGGCGGGAGAGGUGCACUCAGGGUUUAAGUGUGCCCAAGAGCACGCUGUCUGACAGGAAGCCCAAAGAGGGAAACACUCGUGGUUUAAGAUCUCAGUUGAAGGACAGUGUCCCGGUGACGGGGCUUUCUCCUCAAGCAGGAGCCUAUGGCGUCCAGGAUACGAUGCGCAGGGGAUUCUCCAGUGUGAAGAAUGAACUGCUCCCUAGUCACACACUGGAAAUUUCUGAGAAGAAUUUCCAGCUGAACCAAGACAAGAUGAACUUCAGCACUCUCAGAAACAUUCAGGGCCUCCACGCACCACUAAAACUGCAAAUGGAGUACAAGGCAGCCAGACAGAUCCAACGCUUACCGUUCCUGCAAAGCUCAAACCUGGCCCUUGACACAUUGCGUGGGAGUGAUGACACAAUUGGCUUUGAGGACAUCCUCAAUGAUCCAACACAAAGCGAAAUGGUUGGAGAGCCUCACAUGAUGGUGGAGUACAAGCUAGGCCUGCUGUAAUCAGAAAUGGAUUGCAUUUAAAUAAUUUCUAUUUGAACUAAAUUUGUUGAAUCAAUUGUACUUCAUCUGCAGACAGUCACUGUACACAAACUUUGAACCUUGUAUUUGUAAUAAAACUGUUCCAUAUCUA
This is a messenger RNA of Clupea harengus (Atlantic herring), 751 nucleotides long. It is a transcript of the gene pomp, whose product is annotated as proteasome maturation protein. The coding region runs from base 1 to 621 and encodes 206 amino acids. The transcript is spliced from 6 exons. NCBI's taxonomy places the organism in Eukaryota, Metazoa, Chordata, Actinopteri, Clupeiformes, Clupeidae. The record is from RefSeq and is a predicted model, not a curated record. Gene Ontology annotation, biological process: proteasome assembly. Gene Ontology annotation, cellular component: cytoplasm; nucleus.